CAACAAUUAUAUUUAGUGAACCACUGUGUAGCAUAAAGCCAAAUUUUCCAGCUGCCCCUUUACAAAUGAAAUAUACUUAACCCAGCAAUUUAAUGGCUCUUUCAACGCAUUUGAGUCAGGUUAACAACCGUCUAGGGCUCAUAUUCAUGGCAGCGUUCUUCUGUCUUAUGAUAACAACAGUAGUCUUUUACAGAUUCUAUGCCAGGAAACUGGUUAAGCUUGGUUAUGGCAUUGAUGACUGGUUAGCACUUGUGGCAUUGGUCUUUGUGCUUACACUUAAUGGAAUAUUUAUUGGUGGCACAGCCCAAGGUGCAAUCACCGGUCACUCUCCCAUUGAAAAUAACUGGCCCGUAACUACAGAUCUCGAACACACAGCACAAAAAUACAAGUAUGCCUUUCAGAUAACAGAAAAACUCACAUUUGGGUUGAUUAAGUUGUCAAUUCUGUUCCUCUGGAAACGCAUAUUUGGUCCAACUAAGUACUUCACCACACUUUGCUGGCUUAUGAUUGGCAUUAUCAGCGCGUGGUCCUUAUCGUUUUUUCUCGCAACCGUCUUCCAAUGUGGUACCCGAUGGACGUGGAACUGGGCGCCUAUAGGCAUUUUCCUAACCCAAUGCACCCACACUUUAAAUCUACUUACAACUUUUACCGGGACAGACGUGUUAACCGAUUUUAUUAUCAUGUUCAUGCCUGUCCCCCUUAUUUGGAGGCUUCAUAUGCCGAUCAGGAAUAAGAUUGGCGUAACGAGUAUAUUCAUGAUUGGUCUAUUUACAAUCGCUGCUGGUAUAGCUCGGAUGUAUAUCUACCUUGUAACUUCUUAUGAUAAAGAAGAUAAUCCGGACUUCAUCGCGGAUUUCACUUUAUUCAUUCUAUGGUCAGAGAUCGAAGCCAAUGUUGCCAUGGUCGUAUGUUGUAUGCCGACAUUAGCCCCUGUUCUAGCAAAAUGCAACAAUUGCGUUACUUUUCUCUUAAAAAAGGGCCGUCCUGAUAAAUUGACCAUCCCAUCUUCUGACCUCUGAUAGAAAGGUCAAUAUAGAGCAGUCUGCCGCUUUGGAAAGAAUGUCUCCACCAUCGAAGAUAUUCUAGCACGACGGAAUAGUGCCUUGGGGAGAUGUUCGUGGGGUAAUCACAGAAGCUGCUUGUGAUGAUGUUGGAAGUCAAUCUGAGCAUAACAACAUAAUAAAGGGAUUACCACACGCGUUGAGAGUCAUAGAAAAUUUGAACACGGGGUACUCAAGUCAUAAAUGAGGAGGGGAGGGUAAUUUGAUUUCUCCAUUCCAGUACCGGGUUAAGGUAUCAUAAAAUUAGAUCGGAGUCACAUCCUAUACAGGAUCAUUAUUUCUAACGAACUUAGUAAAUGUGAAGUCUACAUAGUAUCAAAUACCUUAGGUACCUAUAUGACUAUAUUGUUAAAGGACUAACGGAAACCAGAAAAUACAUUCAUUUAUCAGGUAUUCGGGUGUCUCGGAAGCGUUGGCAGUAAGGCUAUGAUAAAACAGCAGGUUACUGGACGGCACAGCUACAACACCUACAUAUGUGGCGACACACCAACCCAGUUGGAAUUACUAUAUG
Molecule: messenger RNA, 1572 nt
Organism: Daldinia decipiens
Lineage: Eukaryota; Fungi; Ascomycota; Sordariomycetes; Xylariales; Hypoxylaceae
Exons: 3
Coding region: 93-1019 (308 amino acids)
Source: RefSeq, a predicted model, not a curated record